Oncorhynchus keta (chum salmon) is the source of this 3657-nucleotide messenger RNA. It is a transcript of the gene zbbx, whose product is annotated as zinc finger, B-box domain containing. The coding region runs from base 182 to 3595 and encodes 1137 amino acids. Gene Ontology annotation, biological process: cilium movement. Gene Ontology annotation, cellular component: motile cilium. The transcript is spliced from 20 exons. Gene Ontology annotation, molecular function: zinc ion binding. The record is from RefSeq and is a predicted model, not a curated record. Lineage: Eukaryota; Metazoa; Chordata; Actinopteri; Salmoniformes; Salmonidae.
ACAAAAACCAUACACAAAUGACAAAGGAUAAGAAACCGUUUUGCUGCUGUUUGUUCGAAACCAACUUGGUUUAAAAUAGCUAAAAGGGGACGCAAGAAAAUAAAUCCGAGCAGGGAGCCGUGUGUAAAAAGGCACAUAAAAGGUGUACAGGGAAUAACUAAGAUCAAGAGAGUGUGGAGCCAUGAAUCUAAAUGACUUUGUUGUGAUUUCCAACAAGCCCAAGUCAGUCAAGCUCAAUGCCAGGAACCUGCGAGAGCUGCGCAUGGAGACAGUGACGCUGGCCCAGGAGAGUAAAGACAUGGAGGAUCGACUGCAACAACUCAGAGAGAGCAUGAGCCGGGAGAAAGAGGAGAGAGAGAGGUUAGGUGGUUUCCGUUGGAAGUCAGGGCAGGCUGGAGCUGUGAAUAACCACUGUGCAAAGAGGAACAAGGAGAGUGGACUCCAAAAGCUGUCAGCAGGCAAGGUGAAGAUACGGCUCCUCAAAGAUCACCCUCAGCCAGAAGUCUGCAGGGUGGGAGAGAAGGAGAAGGCUACAGCUGUUCUCUCAGGUGGUCAUGUGUCCAGCAGUAAGACCAGGCUGAGGGGGAAGGUGUGUGGCCAGUGUGAGGCUAGGGCCGCUGGACUGACAUGUGCAGAAUGUGGAGAGGACUACUGUGUCGGCUGCUUUGCCAAGUUUCAUCAGAAGGGGGCACUGAAGCUCCACAGAAUGAUCCCCAUUCAGACAGAGAUCCAGACCUCGGUGAGCACGCUGGAUGUUGUGAGUCACUUCCAGAGACAAGUUCAGCCCAACCCAAAGUCUGAUUCCCAGAUGGCUGGGAGAGGUGGAGGGGCGAGGGGGCCGGAGAGAAGGACCCAGGCCGCUCCCGCUGUUACACAUACCCACAAUGCACAGGGAAGCCAGGUUUUAGUUGUGAAUCCCUUCGGGGAGGAGGAAGAGGAGUUUGAUGAACUGGAGGAUGAAGAGGAGAAGGAGAUGCAGACUACCUCACUGCUGGGAGGACAAUAUGAUGAGGAGGAGUCAGCUCUCUCCUUUCAGGAGGCACUCAGGCAGUGGAGAGGAGAGAGAAGAGAUGGAGGAGAGAGAGGAGAUGCAAUCUGGAGACCCUUCCAAGCACGGACAGUAUCAGUGGAAGUGAUGGGGACCCAGUCAGACCUGAGUGACAGUGGGGCUGAGAGAGGACCAGUGAAGGUGGAGUUCACCCAACACAGUCUCAGUUACAUGGACAGACUUCUCAUCAAGAGACACCGCAGGAAGCCGAUGGAAGCCUAUCAACCAGUGUCCUCCCUGGUCUCAGUGCAGAGCUCCCCAACACACACACUGACAGCUGAGGAUGUGGAGUUGAGGAGGUACUGUGCCUCGCUGUUUGCUGUGUCAUCCUGCGGGGGCAGCGCUGAGCCAGAGCCCUCACCUGGAUCGUGUCUGAGCAUAGAGGAGUUAGAUGAGACAGUUAGAGACAGAGGGUUUGUUACUGAACAGAAGGCAGAUGACAACACUAAGCAAGAGGAAGUCAAUGCAAUUGGAGGUCCUAACCUGUCCCACAAUGCAUUGUCCCAGGGAGCCAUGUUGUCUGGGUCUCCAGUGACCUGGUCACCUCGCCCUCCAUUGGUCUCUAAAGUGGGGACCACACAGAUACCACAACCUGACCACACUAGUGUACGGUCUCCAAGGUCCACCACUGCGUCACCUCAGCCCAGAGGACCAAAGACCCCUGGGUCGACAACCAAGACACCAGCCAAGUCAACACGAACGGACUGCUCUUACAACCUCCAUCAGUCAACUCUAGACCCCUCAUCCCUCAGCCCUUCUCCCUCUACACCCAAUCCAGAGCUCUUAUCUGCAGGGCCCCCAUUCUCUCUGUCUCCCUCUACACCCAAUCCAGAGCUCUUAUCUGCAGGGCCCCCAUUCUCUCUGUCUCCCUCUACACCCAAUCCAGAGCGCUUAUCUGCAGGGCCCCCAUCCUCUCUGUCUCCCUCUCCACCCUCUCUCCACUCCCUCAGGCCCCCAUCCUCUCUGUCUCCCUCUCCACCCUCUCUCCACUCCCUCAGGCCCCCAUCCUCUCUGUCUCCCUCUCCACCCUCUCUCCACUCCCUCAGGUCCACAUUCACUCUCUCACCUUCGAGCCUCUUGGAGCCAGAGUCACCUCCGUUACCCAAAGGUCUUCAGGCCUCCAGAUUUAUUUCCCCCAAACACCUGCCUGACAGGUUGUCACCUCCAAAACCUCUCUCCCUGAAGUCUCAGUCAUCGCCGUCACCACCAGAGCCCUUAUCGUCCGCCUUACCGUACUCUCAGUCACCUAGGAAACGAUUAUCCAGCAGGUCACAAAAUACCAAGUCACCUAGUGACCCUCUCUCUCCCGUGUCACCAGGAAGUCCUGCGUCCUACAGGUCACCUCCAAAACCGUUAUCCACCAUGUCAACGCCAUCACCUCCAGAUGCUCUGUCCUCUAGGAAGGUGUCGAUUCCAUCACAAGAGGAACCCCUAUCCACCCAGUCAGCCAUGUCAUCCCACCCCUCUCCUUCUCUUUCCCUGAUGAGUGACCCACCACCACACUCCUCUGACACACUGACAAACUACAGCUCCCAGCAGACACCACGAGUGCUCUCAGGGUCAGGGAUCAGAAAGUCACACAGCCCAUCUCUCUUUCCCAGGAUGCCUGCAACAGAUGUUGACACAGAGUCAUCCAGUGACAGCCCGGGCCUGAUGCCCUGCGAAGAAGACUCCUCAGACGAGGAGAUGAAGAUGGAUGGAUGUUUAGAGGAGUGGGGGGGUAGUGCGGAGCACAGAUGCUCUACCUUCCUCUCUCCCACCCUUCUCCCAGAGGGUUCCCCUGUCUUCCUAACAGCCCUGGACCCAGAACCAGAGACAGGAGAGCUGGUCCCAGAACCAUCCAUGGCGCUGCGUGCUGUGGCCCAGAGAGAGCCGUCCGAGGCGCGGAGCUUCUGUGGUCUUGAGGGCUUCCUCAUCCUGAUGGACCUCGGUUCUCCACAGCCCAGCCCACGUCCCACACAUUCUCACCCAGACACACAGGACAGCGUACACACACUCACAACAGGGGCAGACAGCUGGAUGCCCUGUAGCAGCCUCAGAGGCUGUGCUGAGGAACACCUGGUUACCACGGUGAUGAUGAACAGCCUCAGUCACGUAGCCACACCCACCCGGAGAGGAGCAUCCUCUGGUCAGGGGCUGUAUACAUCUGGUAGAUCUACUCCAAGGCGGUCCUCCCGUCCUACCAGUGCUCUGUCUCGCCCUGUCUCUGGCACCAUGUCCCAUCCCGUGUCCCGUCCUCUGUCUCGGGCGGCUAAGGAGAUCCUGGACAUCUGUCUCGUGGACCAGACCGGCUGUGAGGACCCUGACCUGGAGCAGGACAUAGACACACAGGCUCUCAGCAGCCUGGUGGAGGAGUUCCGAUUGAUGGCUACAGAAUGUCUCCCAGGUUCAGAACUGUCCCAGGUGUCCACCUCUGCUGGGGGCGGAGCUGAAACAGAGGGGCGUGUCAGGAGGCGGGGCUCCCUCAGACUCGGAGCCAGCGAGUGUCAUUCAGACGAGGAGGAGGAGACUCUGAGAGACCAGCAGAGUGUCCUGUCACUUCCCUGACCCAUUACACUCUCAACAUGGUAACACUCAGGAGACACUCUCAACAUGGUAACACUCAGGAG